AAAAAAGGGCAAGCUUCCAACCGAACGCAGUAGAUCGUAUUCAGUCAUGGCGAAGUGCGUUUGGAUUACUCUGUUUCUCAUGCCGUUUAUUUUCGGACUCUGCACCGGAACACCGACAGGGGAUCGAAUAAUCUUCAAUGACGAAGACGAACGGCGGUGGAAUACGCCGCCCGUACUGAUCCCGGAACCAUUGGUCAAGUCGAACGCCGCAGGCCGUCCGGAUGGAAGAUUUUUACCAUUUUCCGCUUCAUUUUCCCUCAGCGCCGGUGCGAGCAACGCGCACUCGCUGAGCGUUGGUGCAAACGAGGGAGGAGUGAGUCUAUCGCAAAGUGCGAGCCACGCGGACACCCUCGGAUCUUUCAACAGCCACGGAUCCGGAUUAUCGGCGAGUCAGUCGUCUUCGUUCUCGUCUGGAUUGUCAGGGAUUUCAGCGUCUGACGCCAACGCGUUCAACCUGAAUCACCCGAUUUUCGGAGGUACUUCGCAGGCCAACAGUAACUCCUUCAGUCUUGGCGAUGCGACCGCAACGUCCCAAGGAAACUCCAACAACGGACAAGCUAAUUCUGGGGCACAAUCGGGCGUGGGAGGUGUCUCUUCGGGUGGUACUUCCACCGCGGGAAGUGGACACUCUUCGGCAGGUUCCCAAGCUUCGGCGUCCGAAUACCACGGUCGACCGACGUGGUCCAAUUUUGGACCAAACACCAAUUGGAAUCAUCAAGGAAACUCUCCGAACUGGAGACCCUCGCAGGGCCAAAGUGGUAACUUUGGGCAAAACAACAGACAGCCCUUCGGAUGCGGAAGUAGUCAUCGUGGAAACUUCCGCUCUCCAAAUCACCGUCGCGAUUGCGAUAACGGAGCUCCGGUCUCUGGACCUGGUUCCGGAGCUACGAACGGAGGGGGCUGGAAUCGAGAACCCUCGACUCAAAUAUCGGCAGCCUCAGCCAGUUCUGGCGCAUCUUCGACCGGAAACGGUUUCUCUAUCGGACAGUCAUUCUCGCAAAGCAAUUCCGGUGCGAACGGUCCUUCGUCUUCGACGAAUCACCGGGUUCAAACUUCGGGAAACGCUCAAGGAUUUUCGCAGGGGUCAGCGGCAGCGGUUGGCCAAUCGAACGGACAGACCGAUGCCAGUUUUGGAUCUGGAACUCUGGUCGGUAGCUCCCACGGGACUGGUCAGUCCUUUGGGACGGCGGUUUCCGGCAACAGGGGGCAAUAUUCCAAGGGUCAGGUAGACUCUCAGACCCUCGGCGAAGGGACUGUUCAGGGUACUGCGAAUGCGGGUUCUGUGAGUUUCGUCAGGUUUCCCGGAGAGUCGGUACAAAAUAUCCCCAGGGAAUUCGUCAGGAGCCGAUCUACCGGUAAGAAGAAGGGAAGGGAUCCAGUCGACACUAUCAUAACGGAGAUCACGGACUCGGUGGCUGACCUCUUCGACAUAUGAGGUAAUUCGAAUAUGUGAGGAGGUCUAACUGCGAGUUCGGUCUAUGAUCCGGUUACUUUUCGGCUAAAUAAACUUGAUUGCGGGAUUCACCAGUCGAGUCUAAAAUUUUUAUGUUUUUUCGCCGAUAUAAAUAUCGAUGUAAUACUCAUUAGGAACGAUCGGCGUCAGCAUCGAAUUUCGUCGGUCCUCCAACCUGUGCGGAUAUGUUCUUGGUCGAAACAAUUUGCUAAUAAAGAAUGAUCUUUUUUUUAA
Molecule: messenger RNA, 1687 nt
Organism: Athalia rosae (coleseed sawfly)
Lineage: Eukaryota; Metazoa; Arthropoda; Insecta; Hymenoptera; Athaliidae
Exons: 3
Coding region: 47-1435 (462 amino acids)
Source: RefSeq, a predicted model, not a curated record